Messenger RNA from Rotaria sp. Silwood1, 1527 nucleotides. The record is from the annotation of a GenBank genome assembly. NCBI's taxonomy places the organism in Eukaryota, Metazoa, Rotifera, Eurotatoria, Philodinida, Philodinidae.
AUGUCUUAUAAUUCAUCUGAAGCCAAGCGAGAAAUGCUUGCCGAGUGCCGUAAAUGCUAUUACAAUGAUCAAUACACGUUGGCUAAAAUCGAUGAGUUUGAACACACUUAUCGCUCGGCUGAUGCUAUUCUUUGGUAUACAAAAUCUUGUUUUCUCCAUCGUCUUAUUAACAGAGUUUUACGAACUGAAGAUAAUCUCGUUGUAUACAAAUUCCGUUACUUUAUUAUUGAUUUAUGUAUACGUCUCGAAGAGACGACAUUGACAAGUGUUAAUUAUGCUAAAACAUUUCGAGUCUAUCGUGGAUCAAAAAUUAGUCGCGUUGAGGUCGAAAAACUGCAAGUUGAUUCACUAGUCGCAACUAAUGGUUUUUUCUCGUCAUCGCGACAUUUAGAUGUUGCUCAACGAUUUAUCGGCAUCGACCCGGAUACUGGCAUAUCACCAAGUCAUGAUCGUGAGGAUCAGUAUCAGUAUGUUCUGUUUGAAGUGCAUGUUGAUCUGAUGAAUUCACCUGACGUCAUUGUCAGCGAUGUGUCCGAUCAGAGUAUAGUGCCAGAUGAAAAGGAAGUACUAUUUAAUUUAGGCACCACCUUCAUUGUUACGGAUAUUAAUUAUGAUGACAAGCAUCGUGUUUGGUAUAUUCAAAUGAUUGCAUCAUCAGAAGUCGCUUUACUUAGUAAAGAGUAUAAUAGAUAUACUCUCGAACGUACCAUUGAAACAACACCGGCGAUAUCAUUCGGAUAUCUUACAUGCGAAAUUCUUAGUAAUUAUUCAGAAGCUCUGCAUUAUUUACAUGGUCUACUGCGUUCGAAAACGUUUAAUGACGACAAUCGUGCUGGUAUGUACUAUUACUUGGCAUAUGUUUAUCAUUCUAUGGGAAAAUAUGAAGAAGCAAUUGCAUAUUGUCAAUCGGCUCGACUGUUAGAGCGACACAGAUUGCCACAGUCGAAUAUGACUUAUGCUCGUACACUAGACUGUUUAGGCGCAAUAUAUCUAGAAUUUGGACAUCUCGCACGAGCAAUAUAUUUUCUUAGACGAGCCUCAACAAUCUACCAUAGAACCUUACCUAAAAACCAUUAUAUUUUUGGCUUCCAUUAUAAUCAUCUUGCAGAACUCUACCGGCGGAAUGGACAAUAUGAGUCUGCACUUGAGUUGCUCAAGAACACGUUAACAUUGGUCAAAAAGACGUUGCCACCUAAUUAUACAUGUGAAGCACAAACAUUACACAUUAUUGGUUUAGUGCAACGUUCCUUAAACAAUCGCGAGCAAGCAAUCGACUAUUUUAAACAGUCGCUGCAAAUGCGUGUAUCCUUUCAUGGUAAUGAUAAUCCAUAUGUUGCUCGAACAUGCUACGAGCUGAGUGAAUUGUACGCAGAACAAGAUGAUUAUUCGACAGCACUGGAUUAUGCUCAAAGAUCGCUCUGUAUACGAAAGACUAAAUUACCGCGUAAACAUAAAGAGCUCAAACAAUCUCUAGAACUUGUUCAGCGUUUAUCACAGCUAGAUAAUGCUGUUUCAUCGUCGCAGUGA